AUGGCCCGCGACGUCUUUUGCGAUAUAAAUGCUGCUCCAGAAGCAAUGCAAUCCCUUAGUGGUGCCACCUCGUCUUUCUUUCCACAAUAUUCCCCCACCAACCUCAACAACUCUUCGGGUCCUGAUAACAUCACACAAAUAGCUCGCUAUGGCAUCCGAGGAGAACAUUUUGAUUCUGGUGGAGUUCACGCUAGUGGUGGAUUGGAGAUGCUCUUCUCAGAUGAACGCAAGCACAAGCUAUCCGUGCCGCCCAGAGACAAUCAGGGCAAGGCUGUCACAGUUGGCUGGCUCGUUGACUAUCUUUGUGAAGAAGUGAUGAAGGACUCAAGAAAGGAGAUGUUUGUUCUAGAUGGGCACGUCCGUCCAGGAAUACUAGUACUGAUCAACGAUGCCGAUUGGGAACUUGAGGGAGAGUCCUCCUACGCGCUGCAACCUAACGACAACAUCUUGUUCGUAUCAACUCUGCACGGGGGGUGA
This is a messenger RNA of Lachnellula hyalina, 477 nucleotides long. It is a transcript of the gene urm1, whose product is annotated as Ubiquitin-related modifier. Gene Ontology annotation, biological process: protein urmylation; tRNA thio-modification. Gene Ontology annotation, cellular component: nucleus; cytoplasm. Gene Ontology annotation, molecular function: protein tag activity. Lineage: Eukaryota; Fungi; Ascomycota; Leotiomycetes; Helotiales; Lachnaceae. The coding region runs from base 1 to 477 and encodes 158 amino acids. The transcript is spliced from 4 exons. The record is from RefSeq and is a predicted model, not a curated record.